AUGUGGAAUGUAUUUGGUCUUACAUCAUUUGACCCAUUGAGCCAGUUUUCAGAAAUGUGGUAUCAAAUAUUUCUGUGGUCGUUAAUUUCAUCUAUAGUUGUUCAUGUAUUUGCUGCUAUUGCAUUUAUUACACUAAGGAAGCAUCAGUUUGGCAAGUUUUUUUCAAUAUUUAUUCUUUUGAUGGAAAUAUCUCCAAUCACUUCUGGCGUGGUGAGCAGUGCAGUGAUUGCUUUUGUCCACCGUACAUCUUGUCUACAAAUGUCACCUAUAUAUGCCAUGUUUUGGGGCGUAGGGCAAACUGUUGUUUCAAUUUGUGUUGGAUUUACUAGGAUAUUAGCAACUUUAUAA
This is a messenger RNA of Ctenocephalides felis (cat flea), 348 nucleotides long. RefSeq names its product transmembrane protein 170A. The record is from RefSeq and is a predicted model, not a curated record. Lineage: Eukaryota; Metazoa; Arthropoda; Insecta; Siphonaptera; Pulicidae.